Molecule: messenger RNA, 453 nt
Organism: Macrosiphum euphorbiae (potato aphid)
Lineage: Eukaryota; Metazoa; Arthropoda; Insecta; Hemiptera; Aphididae
Source: the annotation of a GenBank genome assembly
AUGUUCGGAUGUCCAGCAAAAGUAGGAUUAGCCUCAAUUUAUAUUCCAACAAAUGAAAUUGAAUGUUUGUGUACUGAGGAGGAUAUUGAAUCAAUUCUACCACAAAAUAGUGAUGAAGACACUGGAAAUAUUUCAAGUCUAAGUGAUGGAUACUGUGAAAAUUAUACUAAAGAUGAAGCAAAACUUGUUAACGAGCGACAAAACAAAAUAACGAACGAACGAAAAAAAUCAGUCUCAUGUUUGCAGAAACAAGCAGAAAAGAUGUUAAAGUCACCAUCAUCUCGAUUUGAUCCACUCGAAAUAGGUUCAACCGUUAGAGUAUCGAUACCAGAUGUAGAUCGUGCUCGCGGAGCUCCGCGUAAUUUAUUAGCAGUCGUUUUAGAUGUCGAAAAUGAUCUUUACAAAUUAGGUGAGUACCCUUGUAUAAAUUAUUCAAAUAUUUACAAAAAAUGA